CCCCAGCAACCGCCAACAACACCCAGCCACAACAUCAACAACAUCAACAACAACACUCCUCCCCCACACUCACUGGCAUCACACACACAUCACUAGGGCACCAGCGCGCAUCCCAUCAUCACUCACACCGAGCUCGCUGGCUGCCCCCUCCCUCCCUACCACCUCCGCCACCGCUCCCCCGCCCAAGCUCCGCUCCACUCCAUCGCCGACUUGGCCGGCUUACGCACACGCACCGCCACCCACCCAGCACACUUCGCCACCAUGCCCGCGACGCUCUCGCCGUUCCGCUACAUCCAAGUAGCGCGCUACCUCCUGCAGUGGUGGCUCGAAACCGCCCCCGGCUUUGAGGCGCGCCGUCGCGCAGCCCAGGCAAAGGCCGCUCAGCUCAUCUACGCGCCCCGCUUGCGCCGGUUUGCCGCCGCGCCAGCGAUGCACGCCGCGCUCGACGAGGACGAGAUGGGCGGCGGCGCACGCCAAAAGGUGCGCACGACGUCGCCGAGGCGCUCCGUCGCAGAACGCCUCGCACCCCCGCCAGAGGCCGAGAUCGGCCUCCCGCCCAAUACGGACCCGGCAGAGGGACCCGCCCGCCCACCACAACAACCCAGCCUCACACCCCAGGACCAUACCGAGAUCUACCGCCUCAUGAACGACCAGCGCGCCUUCCUCCCCGGCGCGAUGCAGCCCCCGCGCGAGAUCAUUGUGCUGUGCCACGGUCUCUACGGCUUUUCCACGGCUACGCCUAUCCCACUGUUCCCGUCGCUCAAGCUCCACUACUGGGCUUCGGUGCUCGAUGUCCUCCGCGACCGCAUGGGUGCCAAGGUUGUAGUCGUUGGCGUCAAAGGCACUGGCUCGAUUCAAGAACGCGCAGAACAGAUGCACGCAUUCCUCAAGUCGUACUUGCCCAAAGGCGUCGGCGUCAACUUUGUCGCCCACAGCAUGGGUGGACUGGACGCCCGGCACCUGAUAUCCACAAUCAAGCCGACGGAAUACAAGCCACUCAGCCUCACCACGAUUGCGACGCCACACCGCGGCUCGCCGUUCAUGGACUGGUGCGCCGCCAACAUUGGCGUCGGCACGGAACACUCGGGCUCGGGAAGCCCCCCGCAACUCCCCUUCUCGCUCGACUCGCCCCUCCUCAUCCGUGACAGCGCCGGCAAGGCAAAGGCCGGCGGUGGCCAGCCCGACACCCUCGCAUCCUUCACCUCUGGCCUCACAAACUACCUGCUCAAGAUCUUCGACUCGCCCGCCUACUCCAACCUCACGACCUCGUACCUCCGCGACGUUUUCAACCCGUCCACACCCGAUGACCCCAACGUCAAGUACAUGUCGGUGGCUGGACGCUUGGCCAAAAUGUCGGUUCUGCACCCAUUGUGGUUCCCCAAGCUCGUGCUGGAUUCCGCCGCCGAGAAGGGCUUCCCCGCUGGAGAAACGAUUCCGGGACAGCACUACCAGGGCAACGACGGCCUCGUGUCGGUCGCCUCGGCCAAGUGGGGCGACUUCAUGGGCGUCGUCGACGGGUGCCACCAUUGGGACCUGCGCGGCGAGGGCGGUCUCUGGCCCCAGGGCGGCUCGCUUCGUGACGCGCCCACGGGCAGACCAGACGAGACCAAGCCCGGCGGCUGGGACUGGCAGGGCGGUGUCGGCGGUGCUCUGGGGCUGCGAGACGGACCCAACGGCGCCGGCGAGGCUUGCGCAACAGGCGAGGGCGUCGAGGUGCCCACCGGCAGACGGGAUCAGCAGCUCGACCCCGCGCAGCACAAGCGCGACCUCGCCACGGCGAGAGCCAUGAGCCCCGUCUCGGAGCGUCCCAAGCGCAGUAACGACUCGUGGGACCUCGCCCAGGUCGGCCAGUUGAUCGACUGGGUCGGCGACCUCUUCCCCGGCGACAAGAAGCAGGACGAGAAGACGCACCAGAUGGCCGACGCGACCAAGGAGCAUGCCGGCAAGAAGAUUGUCCGCGAGAAGUUUGAUCUCGCCCGGUUCUACGGCGGCUUGAUGCUUCGCUUGCGCGAGGAAGGCCUUUGAGAUCCUGUCAACAUACACGGACCGUUGUAACAUUAGAGAGAGGGGGAGGGGUGCCGCUCGGCAUUUAAUAGCAUGGCAUCGGAAAGAAGUAAUAGCAUAGGGAAGUGUUGUUGGACUGCAUGCACGCAUAGCAUUGA
Messenger RNA from Vanrija pseudolonga, 2162 nucleotides. Its product is annotated as Lipase 2. The record is from RefSeq and is a predicted model, not a curated record. Lineage: Eukaryota; Fungi; Basidiomycota; Tremellomycetes; Trichosporonales; Trichosporonaceae. Gene Ontology annotation, biological process: lipid metabolic process. Gene Ontology annotation, molecular function: triacylglycerol lipase activity. The transcript is spliced from 3 exons. Bases 262 to 2025 code for a protein of 587 amino acids.